ACACCUUCAACACAUCCGCUUUGUCUGCUUUACAUGUGGCAAAAUAUUCAGGUCGCAACUGGGUUUGCGCGGACAUGUGAAAUUCUGCACUCCUCCUUAAUCUUUGGAAUCAAGGACAUUGCUUAAAUUGUAGGACUUAACAGAAUGAGCUGAAAUGUCAAUCGUGACCAACAUGUCUUCCGGAAAUGAAACAGAGAAUAAUUUGUUCGGAAUACAGAAAGAAUUGGAGCUCUUCAGUGCGAAGUAUCGUCUAGUACAUGCUUAUAUUUCAGUUGUCCUGAGUGUGUUAGGAAUUAUGGGUAACGGCCUCAACAUUUUUAUUUUGACAAGGAAAAACAUGAUCUCAACAACGAAUAUUUUACUGACCGCCCUGUCAGUGUCUGAUGUUCUGAAAUUGCUGGUUCAUCUUCCAAAUAUUGUAUUAAACUAUUAUAUAUUCGCCAACCAACCUAAUCCGUUAGGAAACUUGCGUUACUUAAUGUUUUAUGUUAUAGUAGUCAUUGCUUUUCAUAGUGCAUCUAUAUGGCUGACUGUUUCUCUGGCGCUAUUUAGAUACAUUGCCAUUAAAUUACCAUUGAAAGCAGCCACCUACUGUAGCCAAUACAGAGCUAAACUGACCAUCUUCAUUGUCAGCCUUGCUGUGGCUGGUCUUAGCAUUCCCAUUUCUCUAAGUUAUUCUUAUAGCUGCUCUUACGUAAACAAUCAAACCGACUGGUAUCUCGUGAUGGCAAAUGGCACAGACAAGUUUAAUUUCGUUCAAAGCUUCAACUUAUGGACAAUGAUCCUUCUAAUCAGACUCCUGCCUUGUGUGUUGCUUCUGGUGUUGAGUAUUUUACUAAUCAUAGAGCUUCAAAGAUUUGCCAAAAGUAGGUCCAAGUUAAGAGGUCAACGUAGUUUUGAGAAUGAUGGAAACUUGCAGAGACAAACCGAAACCAACAGAACCACGGGGAUGCUGGUGGUCGUGGUGGUGCUCUUCAUUGUGAUCGAGAUGCCUCAUGGGAUUCUUCUUCUUCUUGUGGCCAUCAACAAAAAUGUUAUGGACCAAAUCUAUGAAUCAUUAGGAGAUCUAAUUGACGACAUCACUUUGAUGAACAAUGGAAUCAACUUUGUCAUCUACUGCACAAUGAGUAAAAAAUUUCGAGAUACUUUCAUGGAAAUGUUUUCUUGCAGCAACGGCAAGUCUAAAUACCUGCACAGAAAUACAUGA
This is a messenger RNA of Biomphalaria glabrata, 1207 nucleotides long. Its product is annotated as sex peptide receptor-like. Gene Ontology annotation, molecular function: G protein-coupled peptide receptor activity. Gene Ontology annotation, cellular component: membrane. The transcript has a single exon. Gene Ontology annotation, biological process: G protein-coupled receptor signaling pathway. The record is from RefSeq and is a predicted model, not a curated record. The coding region runs from base 155 to 1207 and encodes 350 amino acids. Lineage: Eukaryota; Metazoa; Mollusca; Gastropoda; Planorbidae.